UACCUGCAAAUAAAGGGGUUAAAUGUCCACCAAUGCCAUAUAAAACUAAAUUCUUUGCAAACACAUUUAAUGGAACAAAGAGAUACGCUAGUACAAAACGCUGUUAUAGCUGCCAAAAUAAUUGGUGAAGAGAUGGAAAUAUCGACUGAGCGUCGAGUUAGAAGGAGAAAAAAUAUGAGUGGGGAAAAUUCGCAAGACGUGGGGCUAUCCUUAGAAGAAGAAGUACGAAGAGAAAUGUUUUCAUCUAUGGACAGAAUUAUAAAGGAAAUAAAAGAACGCUUCGAUCAAUUGCAUGGUCUUGUAAGAAAAUAUUCGUGUAUAAUACCGUGUAACCUACUAAAUGAAGAAUUUGAAUGUCAAAUAAAUGAUUUGAUCGACAUUGAUAAAGAACAGUUCCAUAUUGAAAGAAAAAGGAUCCAGGUUUUUAUGGCUGUAUCUACACUAAAAGAAGAGGUAAAACAUUGGAAAAACGGGGAGAAGGGCCCUCUUGACCUGCUAAAAUUUAUUCAGCAGUAUAGGUUGGAAAAUUCUGUUCCCAACAUUGUAAUUUUGUUAAGAAUUUUUUUAACAAUUUCAAUUAGUGUCGCUAGUUGCGAAAGAAGCUUCUCAAAAUUGAAGUUGAUAAAAAAUUAUCUUCGUUCUACAAUGAGUCAAUCAAGACUACAAAAUCUUGCAAUAUUGUCAAUAGAACAAGAAAUUACAAAAAAUAUAAAUUUUGAGAGCAUUAUACACGAUUUUUCUAGUAUGAAAGCUAGAAGAGUAGAUAUUAUAUAAAUAUUGCAUACAAAUAAGUCUAAAAA
Bombyx mandarina (wild silkworm) is the source of this 800-nucleotide messenger RNA. RefSeq lists its product as uncharacterized. The record is from RefSeq and is a predicted model, not a curated record. Lineage: Eukaryota; Metazoa; Arthropoda; Insecta; Lepidoptera; Bombycidae.